CGUCUCGGCCGUCUCACUCCGGGUGUUGAGGACAGCAGACCAGCAGCUCCGGUCUUUCAGCCACUGCUGCUGAGCAGGCUUGAGUUUGGCAAGGUCACCAUACUACAGCAUGACAAAUUUGGCCGCUUAUAUUUAGCUGUGUACACGACGCCCGUGGAUUAUGCCUUGGGUCUCUCGGGUUUCGUCUUCAAGUGACUGGUGGGAGUGAGUGCUUGUGAGGCGGGCGACUUGUAGCAGCUCCUCAGGUGUUUUGAAGAAACAGCUGUGUUUUUGUUUGUUUCUAAUUUAUUAGUCAGCCACUGAGGCAAGUGGUCCGAGGGCAUCAUGGAUGCCCUGGCGCUAGAGGCGAAGGGCAACAAGUCUGAUGCCCCAGCUUCUUCUGCCCCUGCCAAAAGACCAAAGCAACCGAAAAAAGCUAAAAGAAUCGUUUACUUUGAGUUGGAAAUAUUGCACGCAAAGACAAGGGAAAAACUUCUCCUCCUGGACAAGGUGGAGCCCACUGCAACCAUUCUGGAUAUUAAGUCCAUGUUCCACAAAUCAAAUCCACAGUGGUAUCCUGCUAGACAGUCGUUAUGCUUAGAUCCAAAGGGGAGGUCGCUCAAGGAUGAAGACGUCCUUCAGACCCUUCCCGUCGGAACUACGGCCACGUUCUACUUCAGGGACCUUGGGGCUCAGCUCAGCUGGGGAACAGUGUUUCUGGCAGAGUGUGUUGGACCCCUUAUCAUCUACCUGAUGUUCUACUUCAGGCUCCCCUUCAUCUAUGCUCCUAGAUAUGACUUCACCACCCCUAAACAAUGGGUUGUACACCUCGCCUGCAUAUGCCACUCCUUCCACUAUAUCAAACGGAUCCUGGAGACCAUGUUUGUGCACCGGUUCUCCACCGGCACGAUGCCCCUCCGCAACAUAUUCAAGAAUUGCUCCUAUUACUGGUUCUUUGCAGCAUGGAUGGCAUACUACAUUAACCAUCCUCUGUACACUCCACCAAUGUAUGGGGAGCAACAAAUAAAGACUGCUCUUAUGAUAUUUCUGUUCUGUCAGUUAGGAAACUUCUCCAUCCAUAUUACCUUACGCAACCUCAAGCAACCUGGUUCAAAGGUGAAGAAGAUCCCUUAUCCAUCUAAGAAUCCUUUCACAUGGAUCUUCUGGGUGGUUUCCUGUCCGAAUUACACUUACGAGUGUGGCUCCUGGGUGGGCUUCACCGUGAUGACCCAGUGUGUGCCCGUGGCCUUCUUCACCAUCGUGGGCUUCAUCCAGAUGGCGAUAUGGGCACGGGGCAAGCACCGCAGCUACCUGAAGGAGUUCCCGCACUACCCCACCCUCCGCUCCUCCAUCCUGCCCUUCAUCCUCUAGUGCCCGCCAGACAACCUGACGGACGCUGGGGACUCAGCAGUCCUGAGAAGGAGAGAGAGAGAGAGUGAAAGAAGGAGAGAGAGAGAAAGAGAGAGAGAGAAGGGUGGGUCGUAUCACCAUCAACUCUCCAUCUGCUCAUGUCCGCAGAUGUUUUACCACAGCAUCUAGUGACCAGUUUUAGACUCUGAGCAAUGAAUUGCUCUUGAUGGACGUUGAAGUCGAAUACUAGACGAGGAAAGUGAUUAAUGAAUUAAGGGCCGUUCACAUCAAGAACGAUUACUAUAACGAUAACUAUAACCACCACUAAACCAACGCUAAACAAGUCUCUCCUCGUGUUAAUGAAUGUGAUGGCUAAAAUGUGACGGGUUCUGAUUGGCUGUUAACUUUUUAUCGUUCUCAAAAUUGCUCUGAAAGUGACCCCCAAUGAUAUUGUUCUUCAUGUUGUUAUCGUUGUAGUUUGUGCAUCAUUCAUAUCACAAGAACAAUAUUUGUUUAGUUAUCGUUUUUGAUGUGAACGGCCCUUUACGCUGCCUGUGUCAAAUAAAUCCAUUUGUAGUCUGAAA
Messenger RNA from Sardina pilchardus (European sardine), 1913 nucleotides. RefSeq names its product trans-2,3-enoyl-CoA reductase a (gene tecra). The record is from RefSeq and is a predicted model, not a curated record. Gene Ontology annotation, biological process: very long-chain fatty acid biosynthetic process. Gene Ontology annotation, molecular function: oxidoreductase activity, acting on the CH-CH group of donors. The coding region runs from base 325 to 1350 and encodes 341 amino acids. The transcript has 12 exons. Lineage: Eukaryota; Metazoa; Chordata; Actinopteri; Clupeiformes; Clupeidae.